Knipowitschia caucasica is the source of this 4008-nucleotide messenger RNA. The record is from the annotation of a GenBank genome assembly. Lineage: Eukaryota; Metazoa; Chordata; Actinopteri; Gobiiformes; Gobiidae.
AUGGCUUUGAUUUUUGCAGCGUGCAGUUGUCAUCCUCUGGGCAGCACUGGUCCCUGUGAUGUCCAAACUGGAAGUUGUCAGUGUGACUUUUUCUCUGUGGAACCCUUCUGUGAUCGUUGUGUGCCAGGACACUAUGGGUUGGCGAAUGGUCUGAGAUGUGCUCCGUGUGACUGUGAUUUUGGAGGAGCCGUCAGUACCAUGUGUGACGGUGACAGCGGACAGUGCACGUGUCUCCCAAACAUGGACGGACGCCAGUGCUCUGAUCCACGCCCGGGUUACUUCCUGCCUGGGCUUGACUACUUUCUGUACGAAGCCGAACUCGCUGCUCCCACUGAGUCGAGACCCCCAUCUCCACCGCCAAUAUGGAACCCUGUGCCCGCCACAGUUCCUCCACAUCCAAUAUGGAACCCUGUGCCCGCCACAGGUCCUCCACAUCCAAUAUGGAACCCUGUGCCCGCCACAGGUCCUCCACAUCCAAUAUGGAACCCUGUGCCCGCCACAGGUCCUCCACAUCCAAUAUGGAACCCUGCACCUGGCACGGAUGCACCUUCGCCAGUCCAAAUGCCCCAAAUCCUUCCAAAAUGUGAGCAGUAUUACAGAGAGCAGGGCUAUGACUUCAAGAUUUCAAAUGGACACGUGGUUCUGGUUCGAAGGACGAAACGCAAUUCCCGCCGCAGACGACAGUACGGUGGCCUCUCCUUGGAGCCUGGGACUCCACUUCAGAUCAUUCCACGAGAGAGAGCGUCUGGUCAGCACAUCACCUGGACCGGACUGGGUCUGGUCCGGGUUCAGACUGGAGCCGGUCUCAGGUUCACAGUGGACAACCUGCCACUGUCGAUGGACUAUCAGCUGGUGAUCCGCUAUGAGCCAGAGUUGGGUUUGAUUCCGAGAAUCGAGGCAGCACUGGUCCAGGGCUUGUGUUCCCAGACCGACCUGGACUCCUUCAGAAAGUUUCGCUGCAUCGGUUUAGCCACUGAAGCCGGUUCACCCGAUGCUCCUGAAGUAUGCGAAGGACUGGUCAAGAGCAUGUCUGCACACAUCCACAAGGGGGCGUUAUCUUGUGGGUGUAACUCUGAAGGCUCUCUCAGCCCCUACUGCAGCAAACUGGGCGGGGUUUGUGAGUGUAAGCCAAAUGUGAUUGGCCGAUGCUGCGACUCAUGCGCUUCUCUGACGUACGGCUUUGGACCUCAAGGCUGCAAACCGUGUGAGUGUGAUCCUCGUGGCUCAGAGUCCGAGCUGUGCGACCAGGUGCAGGGCCAGUGCGCGUGUCGUCGGGAGGUUUCCGGGCGUCGCUGUGACCGCUGUCAGCCUGGGUACUGGGGAUUCCCACACUGCCGGGUCUGUGAAUGCAACACUCUGUCAGAGAUCUGUGACCAGGACACAGGACACUGCAUUGACUGUCGAGGCCACUCCAGCGGUCCGCACUGUGAAAGGUGUAUAGAGGGGUUCUACGGUAGCCCAGUGUCCAGAGUUCCCUGUGAGCCCUGUCUGUGCCCGGAUCUGCUGCAGAGUGGACGUUUUUUUGCCUUGAGCUGCGAACAAGAUCCAGAGAGUCAGAUACUCAGCUGCCGGUGCAACAACGGCCACAGCGGUGAACAGUGUGAACAGUGUAGCCCUGGUUACUACGGGGAUCUGUUGUUGUCGGGGGCUCGGUGUGUUAGGUGUGAAUGCAACGGAAACAUCGACCCGAACGACACAGAGGCAUGUGACGGAGUGACUGGGCUCUGUCUGCGCUGUCUCUACAACACUGGGGGGCACCACUGCGAGGAGUGCAGACCAGGGUACUAUGGCAGUGCUAUAGACCACGACUGCAAAGAGUGCUCGUGUGAUCGCCGGGGGACUGAGGUCACCCUGUGCCCACUGCAGAGCCCCUGUUUCUGUGACGCUCAGACAGGACAGUGCCCCUGCAGGUCGGGGGUAAGAGGUGCACUUUGUGACGAGUGCGAGGACGGAUAUUGGAACAUCCAUCUGGGCUGUGUGCCGUGCUCCUGCGACUUAGCAAAUGCUAUGUCCAAUGUCUGUGACAAGGUGACCGGUCAGUGUCCAUGUCAAACUGAGUACGGAGGUCGGAAAUGUGACGAAUGUGGAGAAAACCAUUUUGGAAAUCCUGAUCUACAGUGUGUUUCUUGUGAGUGUAACCUUGAAGGAACACUGCGUCCGUCCUGCGACUCUGAGACCGGAGAGUGUAACUGUCGCGUUGGCGUGAUGGGUAUUUUCUGUGAUGAAUGCGCACUUGGAUAUGACUCCGCCUUCCCCGAGUGCAAAGAGUGCCAUGCCUGCGCCAAAUACUGGGGGCACCAUGUGUCAGACGUGGAGAGAGCUGCGCAGACGAUGAGGACAUUAAUCCCCAGCCCACCAAACCAGCUCCAGCCUGGGACUCCACAACACCAAGCACAGAUGAGGACCCUCUUCUUUGAUCUGGACCAAAUGAAGAAAAACAUGACCAAGCCAACCACUUCCCGUGUGGGCAAGAUGGAGGUACUCUUUCAGAAGAUCAUGAAGCUGAAAAACAGCAUAGACCCAAACUGCAUCCUACUUGACCCAACUCCUCUUUUGAAUACUGAGAUCGACAAUAUUGGCCUCCAAUUCAGGAACCUCCUGUCCCGCCUCCGGAACAAAGUCGAAAACCCAGAUGACGAAGACGAUGAAGACACUGAAGAUCUUUUGGAAGAUAUAAGAAAGAAUUUUGAGUUGUUCCAGACUGAGGAGAGUCGUGUGAAAAAUGCCACGAACGCAGUGGAGGACUCGGCCUACACCCGUCAGGAGGCCAAACAUAAAUUGAGCACAUGUGGAGGAGAGGAGCUUCUAGGACCACUGGAGAAGAAAGUCAAAGAUCUGAAUGUCAUCAACUUCAAUAAACAGAUCUGCGGUGGCUCUGGUGUGGACUGUUCAGACUGUGGAGGAGCGCUCUGUGUUACCUGGUUAUUUGGACCGAAAUGCGGAGGUCCAGACUGUGAUGGCAUCGUUUUUCAAAGUCAGGACGCCAUUGAGACAGCCAGAAACACACACGAUAGCAUCAAAUCACUGCCUCUGAAAAUACAGGAAGCCCGGGAUAAGAUGGAGAGAGUGAAUCGCACAGCCCUGGAAACCAAGGCCCAGUCCAAAGACAUGCAAGACCGGAUCAACUCCAGUAAAGAGUCCUUUGAGAAAGACAAGGACCAGAUCAAAGAACUCAUAAAGAAAGUUAAAGACUAUCUGCUCGACAAUUUGCUUCCUGCAGAAGAUGUAGAGAAAAUGGCUCGAGCUGUUCUGAACAUAAACCUGCCACGGAGCCCAGAGCAUAUUCGAGACAUGAUCCGGGAGCUCACAGACCUCAUAAACAGUACUGCAAACCCAGAGAGGGACCUGACAGCGCUGGAAGAGGAGGCCAAAGCCGCACACGAGCUGAAGGACCGGGCCCACGCACUCAAAAAUCGAACCAAAGACAUAAACGUUUCGGACAUCACAAAGGACAUUUAUGACGCAGAAAAGGCCCAGGACAAAGCCAACGAUGAUUUGGAUGCCGCCAGUGUGGACCGGGACAGUGUCCGUGACCUGCUACAAGAGAUGAAAGACAAAGUGAAUGAGGUCGAGUCAAGGUUGAUGGAUCCACGACUGGAGGAUAUGAACAACGAGAUUGACGCUGUACAACGGAAAACUGAGAAAAACAGAAAACAGGCAUUGGAGGCAAAGGACAAGGCAGAGUCUGCUGUGAAGAAUGCAUUCGACUCUGUACCGGCUCUGAAUGACGCCCUGGAAAAAUUUGAUGAACUGAAGAAUAAAAAGUCAAACCAGACGCAGGACAGUGAAGCAGCCAAACAACUAGAAGAGAUAAAAAAAGAGGCAGAGGCGCUCAAAAGGGAAGUGGAGGACAAACUUCAGCAGAUAGAAGAUCUUGAGCAGUGGAUUGAGAAGCUGAAUAAAAGAGGACAGGACAAAACGACUGAAGUGGUAGAACUUCUGAAAACGGCAGAUUCUCUCCGAGAGGCCAUCACCCGCCAAGCCGAGGAGUAUGUCACGUGUUCAUGA